Molecule: messenger RNA, 3161 nt
Organism: Orussus abietinus
Lineage: Eukaryota; Metazoa; Arthropoda; Insecta; Hymenoptera; Orussidae
Product: carboxyl-terminal PDZ ligand of neuronal nitric oxide synthase protein
Exons: 12
Coding region: 509-2401 (630 amino acids)
Molecular function (GO): nitric-oxide synthase binding
Source: RefSeq, a predicted model, not a curated record
GAUGUUAGUGUCGUUCUUUCGCGGUCUCUCCAGACUCGCUACCACCUCCGGGGAUCUCGGCGUCCCCUCGCGCGCCCCCGUCAGGGAGGAUCUCGAUUAAUCGCCGCGAACUCGUCGAGCUGCCCGCGAGUCGGGCUCGAGCCGGUUUCCGGGCGCGAGCGAAGGAGCGAAGGGCGGCCGGCCAGGAGAAGGACGCAGCAUGCCGCGGCGGAGUCAGUGCGAGAGAGACAGGCGGCGCGCGGUCGCUACCUCCUGUUACGUCCCCGGCCCUGGGACGGGGCGAUGAGAAGACCCGAGGGCGGUCCAGUGCGGUCCUCCCGUGUCGCUUCCCUCGCGAAUCUCCAGUGCCGCGAGACCUUUCCGUGACCGAGAGGCAUCGGGUGACCCGGGAUAGCGAUCCACCGACACCGAGCGGCGAAUAUUGAUAUGGAGCCGAGAUGUACCCUCGCCGUCGGCACGAGUGAACGUUGGACCUGGACGAGCGUAAGCGGAUGAAGCUGGGCCAAGCAUGCCCUCGAAGAAGCAGUACAAUCUCGUGCAUAAUGACGAGUACGACACGAGGAUACCGCUCCACAGCGAGGAGGCCUUCCACCGUGGAAUCGUGUUCCACGCCAAGCUCAUUGGCUCGAUGGAGGUUCCCAGGCCGACCAGCCGAGUGGAGAUCGUGGCGGCAAUGCGGAGGAUCCGCUACGAGUUCAAGGCGAAGGGGAUCAAGAAGAAGAAAGUGACCCUGGAGGUCUCGGUGGACGGACUUAAGGUCACGCUCAGGAAGAAAAAGAAGAAGCAGCAGUGGAUGGACGAGAACAAGCUCUUCCUGAUGCACCACCCGAUCUACAGGAUCUUCUACGUGUCCCACGACAGCCACGACCUGAAGAUCUUCAGCUACAUCGCCCGGGACGGCAGCAGCAACACCUUCAAGUGCAACGUCUUCAAGUCGAGCAAAAAGAGCCAGGCGAUGAGAGUCGUCAGGACCGUGGGCCAGGCUUUCGAGGUGUGCCACAAACUGAGCCUGAAUACUCCUUCGGAAGAGCGACAGGAGAGGGAGAGAGAAGGAGUGGACCACCAGAGGCAUCGGGAGGACUACGAGGACCAGGACGAAGUGGCCACCGAGCAGCCCCAGCCGUCGCCGUCGUCUCUCCAUAAGGACAUAUCGUUGCUGGCUGACGGAGAGGACCCGGUUGAACGAACCUCGGUACCAUGUCUCCUCAGGACCCACGAAGUGCCAGCCACGAUGGCGAUGUCGACGACCCCCAUAAGAAGGUCGCCUUCGGGCACCGCGACGUCCGACUGCGCCGGUCUGCUCGCCGGCGGCGAGCUGACGGCCCUGAAACACGAGAUUCAGCUGCUUCGGGAACGCCUCGAUCAGCAGGGUCAACAAACCCGGGCGGCGGUCGCCCAUGCCAGGCUUCUUCAGGAUCAGCUGGCCGCGGAGACGGCGGCUCGCAUCGAGGCGCAAGCGAGGACUCAUCAGCUGCUUGUGCAAAACAAGGAGCUGCUGGAGCACAUCAGCGCCCUGGUGGGCCACCUCCGGGAACAGGAGCGUGUCGGCGGGCCUCUUCAAGGCCUGUCGAGCCAGUCGCAGGUAUCCGGAGGCACGGCCGUGCCGCAAACACCCACCGGCCCCGACUUGUCGACCCUCGGCCAGUCCCAGCGAACCGGAGGACAGAACUCGCCCUGGGAACUGGACCCGCCACCCUUCGCCUUUUGCCCAUAUCCUGCGGACUCCGUCUACCUUGGCCACCCUGGGGGCAUCGUCAACGCCAACUCCACCGACCAGCUGCAUUUCCAGGCCCAGCUCAUGGAGAGGCUGCACAACAUCAGUCCCUAUCAGACCCACCGGUCGCCGUACACCACGCCGUCCCCUUACCCCAUGGGACCCAGCCUUCUCCUGCCGCCGAGCAGCAGACCCUCGAACUCGUCCCAGCUUUCGCCAGGGUCCGUGUCCUUGAGAGUCUCCCAGGCGAACAGCUUCUCCUCGUCCCCGGUCAUGCCGCAUCGGAUCGAGGCCUACCUCGGCGGGGAACAACCUGAUGAAACCCAACAGCCGUUUUUCAUCAAGCCUCUACCUUGCCAGAAUCCACCUGUCGUCUCCUCGUACGGUACCUUGGAGAGGACCAAGAAGAUGACCGGCAAAACCGUCAGGGACGACCUUCCUCCGAUCGUCCUGGACCCCCCUCCUCCCAGGAAACGCGCGGAGGUGGAGAAGGAAACCGUGGUCGAGAACCCCAAGACCCUCGAGCCUCCCAAACAGUUGGCUCCUCAGGAUCGGAAACACCUGGCCACCAUUCUCAGGGCUCCUGGACCUCCUCCUUCCAGGACCACUAGCGCGCGGUUACCUGCGAGGAACGAUCUCAUGUGCCAGGUGCAGAGGACCACCUGGGCCAGGCACACCACUAAGUAGAUCCCGAAGAGACUUUUAUGGGAUUUGGAUGUGGUACACCUGCGAUUAUUCCUGCCGAAACGACCGAGCGAGGCCACUCUCCUCGCCUGAUUUGUACAUAGUUAAUUAGAGAAUCGCGUCAAUUUUCUAUUACUAUUUCCUCGAGCUUUCCCGAGACCGUCCGACUCCGGAAAUGGAGGGAAUCAAGAGGUGACUCACAUAUCAGACUUAGAUGGGAAAGCUACGAGUCUCUUCGCCUUGUAAAUAGUUGACGACGACCCCGCGCGGUCUCGUGGAAAUAGAAAAUGGAGCAGCUCUCUCGCUUUCUCUCUCUCUCUCUCUUGGCGGUUCAAGUACAACUAGCCAUAUGUAAUGUCGGCCAGAGAUGAGAUUAGGUACACAAUUAUUAUUUCUGGCGUGCAUUAAUUCCCCCGUGACGUUGGCCGUAUUUCUGGACCGCCUCGUGGAGGCUUCGAGUUGGCUCUCUCGAGGGUGGCGAGGGAAACUUUGCGGAAGGAAGUGGAAUAUUUUCGAGUAUCCGGAACCAUGGCUGAUAGGCGAGUCUAGGGGAGAUUAAUAUAUAUAUAUAUAUAUAUAUUGUUUAGUGAUAUCGAAAUGAAUAAUGUCGCGUUAAACGAAAGUGAUAGGUGCCAAUCGGGGGAAAGACCAGCAAUAAGUCGCACCUCAUUCGACAUAUCGGAUCCGACAUGUUUAUAUAACGUUAUUACUAUCCUUAAGUAAUUCCGAGCUGUACGAUACCCGGAGCGACUUUGAAAUAAAA